Molecule: messenger RNA, 474 nt
Organism: Solenopsis invicta (red fire ant)
Lineage: Eukaryota; Metazoa; Arthropoda; Insecta; Hymenoptera; Formicidae
Product: cyclin-dependent kinase inhibitor 1C-like
Exons: 2
Coding region: 1-474 (157 amino acids)
Source: RefSeq, a predicted model, not a curated record
AUGGUGUCACAAAUGAACUCAUUUGAUAACCAUGUGCUGCAAGAAGCAAUAAAUGAAAAAAGAUUGUUUCAAGCAGAACAACCACCAGUAGACCCUCCAGCAGCCGUGCCAGCAGCCGUGCCAGUAAACCCUCCAGCAGCCGUGCUACCAGAUCCUCCAACAGCCGUGCCAUCAGCCGCACCAGUAGACCCUCCAGCAGCCGCGCCAAUAGCCCCUCCAGUAGCCCCGCCAACAGUUCAGCCAGCACCCGCGCUAUUAGCUCUGCCAACGGUUCAGCUAGCAGUCGCGCCAGACGCUGCGCCAGCCAGUUCAGCGGUUUCAGGAGAAAGACCUGCUAAAAGAGGGCAAAAAGGAGGGCACCAUCUUGGUGGGCGGGGAGGACGCGCGGGCCGCGGUUUUAGAUAUUACAAUAUUAAGAGGAUGUUAAAGCAACAAGAGAACUUCCUUCGCGUCGGCACUGCAGAUUUGUGGUAA